Messenger RNA from Aspergillus ochraceoroseus IBT 24754, 393 nucleotides. Its product is annotated as alpha/beta fold hydrolase. NCBI's taxonomy places the organism in Eukaryota, Fungi, Ascomycota, Eurotiomycetes, Eurotiales, Aspergillaceae. The record is from RefSeq and is a predicted model, not a curated record. The transcript has a single exon. Bases 1 to 393 code for a protein of 130 amino acids.
AUGGCAAUCAUAUCAAACAGAUCAGCUUACAUCUCCCUAUAUAUGUUGGGAUUGUCUGCGCUGCUGGACUAUAUGAAAUAUGCGACUAUAACCCUGUUCUUGCCUAGGACAAGUAUCAAUCCACUAUGUCGUCUCUUUUUCGGCUCCAUAUCCGCAUAUCCCACUGCUACUUUCGAUCUUAGAGGCUGGGGCAAGUCAACAGCUCCUCGGGAGGAAAACCGAUCCGCCUACUCAAUCUCCGCCAUGGCGUCGGAUAUAGCUUCGAUACUGCGGCAGCUCAAUGCUUCAGCUCAUACGACCGGCAGUCCUCCGACCCCGCAACGUCGAAAUACAUGGAUGUUUCCUGCAAAUACGCCCAUUGGUGCAUUAAAAGGUCGAUUGUUUCUAAAGUAG